This is a messenger RNA of Rotaria sordida, 405 nucleotides long. The record is from the annotation of a GenBank genome assembly. NCBI's taxonomy places the organism in Eukaryota, Metazoa, Rotifera, Eurotatoria, Philodinida, Philodinidae.
AUGAAACAAUCAAUUAUUCAACAUAUUCAACCUUGUUUACCUUGUCAACAACAUAAUAUUAGUCAUACGAAGAAAGCAGGUCGACUUAAUCCAAUUCCAACUCCAGAGGGAUCAUUUCAAUUAAUAACUAUUGAUUAUUGUGGUCCGUUCAAACCAACACCUCGUGAUAAUCAAUAUGUAUUAUGUAUUACUGAUUAUUUUACAAGAUGGAUGACUGUAAUAGCUUUACCUAAUUGUUCAGCACAAACCAUGGCUCAAACAUUAUUUAAUAAUUAUAUUUGCCAAUAUGGUGUACCAUUAGCUAUAUUAUCUGAUCAAGGUACUCAUUUUAAAAAUCAACUUAUGGAAUCUAUAGCAAAAUUAAUUGGUUACAAUCAUAUCUUUUCAAGUGUUUAUCACCCAUAA